Messenger RNA from Mycetomoellerius zeteki, 2427 nucleotides. RefSeq names its product transferrin-like. The record is from RefSeq and is a predicted model, not a curated record. Lineage: Eukaryota; Metazoa; Arthropoda; Insecta; Hymenoptera; Formicidae. Gene Ontology annotation, cellular component: recycling endosome; early endosome; plasma membrane. The transcript is spliced from 9 exons. Gene Ontology annotation, biological process: iron ion transport. Bases 149 to 2317 code for a protein of 722 amino acids.
UAUCGGAGGUUUCUUAUCGUUCGGUUCGUGAGAAGAGGCACACCUAGUUCCUCUUUGCUGUCCAUGUUGAAAAACACUUAAUCGCUCCAACGAUUCAAUCGCUCCAGUUCGUAUUAAACUCUCGCUGGAUAUUGUCUCCAGAUCAGCAAUGAGGAAUCUCGUUUGGGUAAUUUUGCUCGUUGCAGCUGCACGUGCGCAAGAGAUCAAAUACAAAUUUUGCGCACCCAGUGAUGUGGUGAGCAAUAGUUCGUGCUACGCUGUGCAACGAGGAAAUUCUGUAGUGUCGUGUUUGAGCGUGUCGGACAGCUCCGAGUGCGCUAUUCGCUUAGCUGAAGGCGAAGCCGAUUUUGGUGUUUUCAAUGCAGAAGAAUUGUUGUUAAUAAAUCAAUUUUAUCCAUCUGACAUCGAACCUAUUAUUCAACUGAAGCAUAGGAACAAACAAUUAGAUGAGUUUGAAUUCCAAAUGGUAGCAGUGAUCCCCAUAAAUAAAACGUUCAUACAGCGAACUCCUCGCCAACGUCUUGAACAUUUGAAAGAUAAUGGAUUUUGCCAUCCUGGUUUUAGUCACUCUCAAAAGCUGAGUGAUUAUAUUCUCAAGUAUUUUGAAAACACAUUGUCAGUGAAUCCUCUGCAGUGCCGAGAUAAUGUAACCGUUAUUGAAAAUGAGGUCAUAAAUCUCAAGAAUUUCUUUGGAAAAGCUUGUAGACCAGGCGAAUGGGCUUCUGAUAAGUCCAUCGAUCAAGAACUAAAGAAGAAAUAUCCAGAAUUAUGUGCUCUUUGUGACAACACGACGGCUUGUAGUUAUAAUAGUAAGGAAAACCACGGACAUUUCGGAGCUUUGCAAUGUCUAACUCAAGGUCGUGGUAAAGUGGCAUACGUAGCACUUCAAUACGUUCAGGAUUAUCUCAAAGGAAAUGAAUCGUACCAGUUUUUAUGUCCAGAUGGCAAUAUUCUUCCUUUAUCCACUUCAUAUGCUUGCACGUGGCUCCAACAACCGUGGAGCGUCGUCGCAGCUAGAAAAGAAGUCGCAGACUCUCUUAAGCCACAGUUAUUGGACUGGAUACAUAAUCCGAAAGAAAACUGGAAAAUUAGUUUAAGCCGAAUUAUACAAGAGGAUAACAAAGGUGUAGAUAUGGUAAAAACGACUAUAGCUAAUUACUUGCAGGGAAGAGAAAUCGAUGUUGAAAAUAUUAAAACCUGCGGCAAGUACAUUCGUUGGUGCACGAUUGGCGAUUCGGAGACUAAUAAGUGUAAGUGGGUGGCGAAAGCAGCGAAAGCUCUCGGUGUGGCACCGAGCAUUUCUUGUAUCAUGUCAAAUUCCACAUUUCAAUGUUUCCACGAUAUAAAAGAAAAUCGAACAGAUAUAAUCGUCAUUGAUUCCAACUAUGGUUACCUGGCACGAAAAGUUUAUAAUUUGUCAACGAUUCUGUACAGCGAAACUGAAGUGACUAAGAAUAGUGUGACACUCGCUGUGAUACGUGAGCCUAAAGAUGAUAAUUAUCUCAUAAAGAACUUCCAAGAUUUAAAUGGCAAAAAGGCAUGUUUCCCUGAAUACGGCGGACUUAGUUGGUUGAGUUUCAUCAAUGCUGCUAGAAGAAGCAAUAUCAUCUCAUCUAAAUCCUGUGACUAUUCAUUAUUGGUGUCCGAACUGUUUUCGGGUGCUUGUGCCCCUGGAAUAGAAGAUUCCGACCACUCGAGCACUGCCAUCCCUUCGGACGUAGCGUCUAAACUUUGCUCGGCUUGUAAAAAUCAAAAUAAUCCGUCCUGUGCAGUGAAUCAAACUAAUCGUUAUUACCGUGACGAAGGAGCCUUACGAUGCCUAACUGAUGAAGCUGGCGACAUAGCAUUUAUUGAGACGACAAAUAUUCCCAACAACGUUACCGAAUUAAACACAUACCGUAUUCUGUGCAAAAAUGGAAGUUUGGCCGAACAAUCAGGAUUUAAUGUUGACGAAAAUUGUGCAUUAUCGGUAACAAUUGAUAGCGAGGUUGUUGGUGAUAAGAAAGAUGAUAAUGAAAUCUCUAGGACGAAUACUAUUCUAGCUUUAUUAAAGCUGGAAGACUGGCUAGGAUAUCGUGUAAACGCUCGAAGAUCAAUUCAUAUUUACGGACCAUUCAACGGGGAAAAAGAUCUUCUCUUCAAAGAUUCCUCGGCCGGCUUGGUUUCUACAUCGUCGACGAAGACGACAGUGGUUGCCUAUAAAGAGCUUCUUGAUAACGUCGAGGAGUGCAGCUCGAAUGGUUCUUUGGCCACCGCUAAUUUAAUCUUUAUAAUCCUAGUCGCAUUUUACAACCUUUUUUCCAGUCACGUACACUAAUUUUCUCUGCUGUUAAAUAUUGGAUUGUUAAAUCCAAUAUUUACAAUAUUUACGUAAUACAUGAUUGCCAUACUAUACUUUUAAAUAUAACUGCUAAACAUUAACUAACU